Erinaceus europaeus (western European hedgehog) is the source of this 1858-nucleotide messenger RNA. RefSeq names its product carbonic anhydrase 13. Gene Ontology annotation, cellular component: cytoplasm. The record is from RefSeq and is a predicted model, not a curated record. NCBI's taxonomy places the organism in Eukaryota, Metazoa, Chordata, Mammalia, Eulipotyphla, Erinaceidae. The transcript is spliced from 7 exons. Gene Ontology annotation, molecular function: zinc ion binding; carbonate dehydratase activity. The coding region runs from base 358 to 1146 and encodes 262 amino acids.
UCUGGAAGCCCUCUUCCUAUUCUUCCCGCCUCCCUCUUUGCCUCUACAUCAAGCCCGGUCUUAUUUAUCAGCACAGUCAGACUAAAGAAGGAAGACCAGGAACCCCCAGGACUCACCCCAUCUCCACAGCAACCUCCUCUCACGGCACUGCCCCCUGGCGGGAGACGCUGAGAACGCACGGGCCCUGGGGUUCCUGGGGCUCCGGAGGUUCCUGGGCUCCCGCUUCAGCGGAGAGGCGCCAGGCGGUCCCCGCCCAAGGCUGGUUGCAGGCUGCCCGCCAGCCCGCGUGCUCGCUUCCCUCCUCCCCUCCCGUCUGAGUCCUGUCACACCUUGCUCUGCCUGCCACCCGGGAGGACCAUGUCCAGGCUCAGUUGGGGAUACGAAGAACACAAUGGUCCAAUUCAUUGGAAUCAAUUUUUUCCUAUUGCGGAUGGGGAUCAGCAAUCUCCAAUUGAGAUUAAAACCAAAGAAGUGAAAUAUGACUCUUCUCUCCGACCUCUUAGUAUAAAGUAUGAUGCAAGCUCAGCAAAAAUCAUCAGUAAUAGUGGCCAUUCCUUCAACGUUGAUUUUGAUGACACUGAGGACAAAUCAGUUCUGCGUGGGGGUCCUCUUGCUGGAAGCUACAGGUUACGACAGUUUCACCUCCACUGGGGAUCUGCUGAUGACCAUGGGUCUGAACACGUGGUAGAUGGAGUGAGAUACGCCGCAGAGCUCCAUGUUGUUCACUGGAAUUCAGACAAAUACCCCAGCUUUGUUGAAGCAGCUCAUGAGCCAGAUGGACUAGCUGUCUUGGGAGUAUUUUUACAGAUUGGUGAACAUAAUUCUCAGUUGCAGAAGAUUACUGACAUCUUGGAUUCCAUUAAAGAAAAGGGCAAACAAACAAAAUUCACAAAUUUUGACCCAAUAUCUCUGCUUCCUCCUUCCUGGGACUAUUGGACCUAUCCUGGUUCUCUGACAGUUCCACCCCUUCUUGAGAGUGUCACAUGGAUUGUUUUAAAACAACCUAUAAAUAUCAGCUCUCAACAGCUGGCCACAUUCCGCAGUCUCCUGUGUACAACAGAGGGUGAGUCAGCAGCGUUUCUGUUGAGUAACCAUCGUCCACCACAGCCUCUGAAGGGCCGCAAAGUGAGAGCUUCUUUCCAUUAAAAGCAGUCACCAGUAGUAGAUCACCCACCCUUCAGAGGGAAAAAAACACAUCACCACACAACACAAGUUUUCUUGCUUUCUAGGAAUUCAAUUAAAUGGGUACUGUUUUGCUAUUAGCUUACUCAUCAUGGAAAAGUCUAUCUCUUCAGACAAAUUAAAGUAACUCAUCCAUCUUACAUUUGAAGUUAUGAAGUUGGCCUUGUUUUAUAUUAUUGAAACCCAUGAAAAUGCAUCAGUGUUGGCCUGUGUGGAAACAUGGACAGUAUUCACAAACCUCAGAAUAUUUUGAUUUAAAAAUGCUCUUGUGCUGCAGAGAAUCUGUGGAGCCUCAGAGUUGUUUUGGUAAAAAACUUAAAUUUGCUUCCAGAGUGAAAGAAUAUAUUUUUGAUAGCUAUCCAAGUCAUAAGAUGUAGAUAAGGUCUUUAAAGUGAUUUUUUUGUUUUGUUUUGGUCAUGCAUCUGAUUCUUAUUGCAUGGUAUCAUUAAUAAAAUAGGUGGGUGGUCAGGAUAUAGCUGUGUAAUGCAAACCACCUACUUUACAGCUCAAAAACAAGGCAAAGAUUUUCAGUGAGGAAUUCCUCAGGGCUAGGGAAAUAAUAUAAUGGCUAUGCAAAAGACUUUCAUGCCUAAGGCAUGGAAGUCCCACCAGAAGCCAGAGUUGAGCAGUACUAUGGUAAAAAAAAAAAAAAAAAAAAAAUAUAUAUAUAUAUAUA